Pelobates cultripes (western spadefoot toad) is the source of this 696-nucleotide messenger RNA. NCBI's taxonomy places the organism in Eukaryota, Metazoa, Chordata, Amphibia, Anura, Pelobatidae. The record is from the annotation of a GenBank genome assembly.
AUGGAUGAUUUUAUAGCUACGCCAUCGGAUCUAAGGGGACAGCAGCAUGCAUCCAAGAUGGCGCCCGCCUCUCCGGGCUCGGAGAGUGCGGGGGAAUCCCUGGCGGAGGACACCCAGGCGAGUGACCUAGCUCGGAUCCGAGCCGAACUAACCCAAAUCUCCACCAACAUGCUGUCCAAGUCGGACACGGGCUCCCUAGUACAAGAACUCCGGGCGGCACUGCGUGAAGAGCUUGCAGGCCUCCGCUCUGAUCUAACAGCGCUAGAGCAACGAGUGGAUGAAAUGGAGUCGACAGCUCGCGGAUGUGAAGAGCAGCACAGGGCGACGGAGGUGGCUGUUACCAGACAAGGGAACAUGCUCCUCACGAUGCGCAGACAAGUGGAGGAUCUGGAGAAUAGGAGCAGGCGCAAUAACAUAAGAGUCCGCAGCCUCCCUGAGUCAGGUACAGAAUCGCUUCACGCCACGCUGACCGACCUAUUCAGGCAGCUCCUGGGGGUACAAGCCCCUGACACGAUACACUUCGACCGAGCGCAUAGAGCUCUUGGCCCGGCGAGACAAGAUGGCAGCCCCAGGGAUGUGAUCUGCUGCAUCUCCACAUGUGGCCUGCGAGAUAAAAUAAUGGCAGCCGCAAGGGAGCUCCCAGCAUCAGGUACCGCGAGGCAGAAGUCUCACUAUACCAAGACCUAUCCAGCCUAA